Lineus longissimus is the source of this 1227-nucleotide messenger RNA. Its product is annotated as ribosome biogenesis protein NSA2 homolog. The transcript has 7 exons. The coding region runs from base 94 to 876 and encodes 260 amino acids. The record is from RefSeq and is a predicted model, not a curated record. Gene Ontology annotation, cellular component: preribosome, large subunit precursor; nucleolus. Lineage: Eukaryota; Metazoa; Nemertea; Pilidiophora; Heteronemertea; Lineidae. Gene Ontology annotation, biological process: maturation of LSU-rRNA; maturation of 5.8S rRNA.
AUUUUUGCACAACUUCCGGUGCACGAACGUGACAUUUUUGUCUCUCAAAAGUCAAUGAAUACGCCCAAUCAAAGUAUCAGAUAAACAAAAAUCAUGCCGCAAAAUGAACAUAUAGAGUUACAUCGGAAACGCCAUGGCUACAGACUUGAUUAUCAUGAAAAGAAGAGGAAGAAAGAGGCUCGUCAGCCCCACGAAAUGGCGCAGAAAGCCAAAAAGCUGAGAGGAUUGAAAGCAAAAAUGUACAACAAGAAACGUCACUCUGAGAAGAUCCAGAUGAAGAAGACCUUGAAGAUGCAUGAAGAGAGAAAGACGAAGCAGAAGAGUGAUGAUAACGUACCUGAGGGAGCUGUACCGGCUUAUCUAUUGGACAGAGAAACACAAACUAGAGCUAAGGUCUUAUCCAAUAUGAUAAAACAGAAGAGGAAAGAAAAGGCUGGCAAGUGGGAAGUGCCUUUACCUAAAGUGAAGGGAGUCAGUGAAGCAGAGGUAUUCAAAGUAGUCAAGACUGGCAAAAGUAGACGAAAAGCCUGGAAGAGGAUGGUUCUAAAAGCCACAUUCGUUGGUGAAGGAUUUACACGAAAGCCACCGAAAUAUGAGAGAUUUAUAAGACCUAUGGCUCUCCGUUAUAAAAAGGCUCAUGUGACACAUCCAGAACUAAAAGCUACAUUCUGUCUUCCAAUCAUUGGAGUUAAGAAGAAUCCAAAUUCAGCAUUAUAUACGUCUUUAGGUGUAAUAACGAAGGGAACAGUGAUAGAGGUGAACAUCAGUGAGUUGGGUCUUGUUACACAAGGAGGGAAAGUGGUAUGGGGGAAAUAUGCUCAGGUGACAAAUAAUCCAGAACUUGAUGGCUGCAUCAAUUCUGUACUAUUGGUAUAGAAUCAUUAUGGAUAUCGGAGCAUUGUGCCUAUGGACUCUUUCACUGCCAAUAUCUAAACCUACCAAGUCUGAUCAUAACAAAGUUGAGCAGGAUUAUUGGAUCUAUGCUCAUCUCGAACCUGUUUCAUCAAAACUAAUGAUGCUGGGACACUUGUCUCCACUUGUCACUGGAAGUAUGAAGUACGAUCUUAAAUAAUGUUGUUAAGAACCAUUGUUUCUAUUAGAAAGUCAUUAUCACAUUCUGAAUGUCAGUUUACUUGUUGGCCUGUAUUUGAGUGGCUCUCUGUCAAUCAUGUCAGUCAGAUAUCUAAAAAACAUAUGUUUUGGAAUAAAUAUGAAAUGAGCCAAAAA